Molecule: messenger RNA, 1980 nt
Organism: Nannizzia gypsea CBS 118893
Lineage: Eukaryota; Fungi; Ascomycota; Eurotiomycetes; Onygenales; Arthrodermataceae
Product: non-hemolytic phospholipase C
Exons: 8
Coding region: 1-1980 (659 amino acids)
Molecular function (GO): hydrolase activity, acting on ester bonds
Source: RefSeq, a predicted model, not a curated record
AUGCAGACUGCUGUGCUGUUGCUGACGGCUCUGUCGACCGUCCUUGUUGACCGUCGUCAUCAUGCUUUUGCUGCCCCUGGGGCUGCUGGGGCUGGAGAGACAGCUCGCUCGCUGAAGGAGAUCGAACAUGUUGUCAUAUUCAUGCAGGAGAACCGGUCUUUCAACCAUUACUUUGGCACCAUGGCCGGAACUCGCAACUUUGCAGAUCCUAAUGUCCAGAUCAAUGAUGACGGCAGAUCCGUUUUGAUCCAAAAGGUCCGGCCCCCGAGACAGGGAGUCAACACCCUAGCCCCAUGGCAUCUAGCUCACCAGGGAGGAGACUGGGCUGAGGGUGCUCAAUGCGCCACUGGGGGUAGCAAUAGCUAUGACUACAACCAGGCCAGUCUGAACCACGGGCGAAAUGACCGCUGGCAGGAUUUUGGUGAGCCGGCUAACUGGGGAUUCCUGAAGCGAAGUGAAAUCCCCAUCCACUUCUCUGUUGCUGAGGGCUGGACUGUUGGUGACAUGUACCAGCAAUCUUCUAUCACCGCAACCAACCCAAACAGAGUUAUGCUGGUUAGCGGUUCUCUCAAUGUUCCUGGAAGCCCCCAGAAGCCAGGAGACGGCGGAACUUAUCUCGAUAACUGGGAGGUGCCUGGCUGCCCACUGCCAAACAUUAACUGCUACCCUCUCAACUGGCAGACUUGCUACGAGGUCUAUGAAGAGCUUGGUGUCUCCUGGCAGGUCUAUCAGGACAAGAACAACUUUGGAGACAACCCCCUCGCUCACUUCAAGAACUUCCGCGACGCCCCGGCAGACUCGCCUCUCACCAAGAAGGGUAUGUCAUAUCCUGGGCUGGAGAAGUUCUACCAGGAUGCUCGUGCUGGCACUUUGCCUGAGGUCAGCUUCAUCGUUGGUCCUAUGGAGCUGUCUGAGCAUCCCCCCUGGCUGCCAAAGGAUGGAGCCUGGCUGCAGCAGCAGGUCAUCGACGCUGUCACCCAGAGCCCAAAGUAUGGCAAGACUGUCUUGCUGAUCAGCUACGACGAGUCCGGCGGCUUUGGUGACCACGUUACCCCUUACCAUGCGCCCAAGGGAACCCCUGGAGAAUGGAUGAAGGACUACCUAGGACUCCAGGGUGACAUCUUCGUUGGUCCAGGUUGGAGACUGCCUUUCUAUGUUGUCUCCCCCUUCACCCGCGGCGGCCGUGUCUUCACCGAGCACGCAGACCAUACCUCGCAGAUUCUCUUCGUCGAGGAGUGGCUUUCUAGCAAAGGAUACAGCAACGUCACGCUGCCCAGCAUGGUUCACUGGCGCCGCGAGCACAUGUCAAGCUUGGUCAGCAUGCUGGACUUUGAGAACGCUGAUACCUCGAUUCCCAACAUUCCCAAGGCUGAAGUGCCCAGCAAGAACUCAGCGGGAGCCUGGGAUGGCAUGUCCAAAUGUAAGGCCCGCUUCGGCAACCCAACCGCCCCUUGGAAGACUCAGCCAAAGACGUUCCCUCCCAAGGGCCUGAUCGAGCAAGGUUACAAGCAAGUGGUUGGCUACCUGACCGAAGGACGAUAUCUCGUCUUCUCUUCCUCACAGGACAAGGACGAGUUCCUGCUCUCUCACGAGGGCGGAUCGAAGCUAGGCGUCUCUAAGUCUUCCACUGAUGCGAACCGCUAUGCCCAGCCGGACAACCGAUUUGUGAUCCAUUACUACAACAAUGGCGCGACGGACCUGGAGACUCGCCUAACACAGCAGGACGGGCCGUUCCUCGUGUCUACCCCUGACAAAACACGGUGGAUCGGGCUUGAUGGGACUCUCGUCGGGUCUCGAGAAGCUGCGGCGCCUAUGGAUAUCGACUUCGAUGCUGGCCCGCAGGGCGGCUCCCGUGGCUACAGCAUCAAGUAUGCAAAGGGAGGGGAUAACAGCUUUGUCACUAUCAGCAAGGGAGGUGUCAGCAUCGGCAAGGCUUCGGCUCAGUUCAGGUUCAAGGUUCUCAGUGUUUCCUAUGAUUGA